AUGCUCUACGUCUCCGCCCUCAUCCCCGUCUUCGCCGCGGUCAACUUUGUCCAGGCUGCACCUGCGACGAGUCGUUUGGUCCGCACCUACGCCCCGGCCUCCUCGUCCGCGGCAGGCAACUCAACUCAGUGGUUCCUCGCUCCGACACCCACGUCUUCGACAACUUCCGCACCCGCCACGACGACGGCGCGUGUCGCAUGCCCUUCCUUCGUCGGCGGCAAUCCGCUUGAGGCUGUCGCAUGGGCGGCUGUGUACUGCCACGACCACCCUGAGUGCUGCCCGGGCGGCACGACCUACACUCCUACCUCGACCACCACACCAGCCCGCAUUACCGUCGCUCCUACUCCCAACCCUUCGACCGUCGCCACCGUCCCCGUCAAGGUAGCUUUUUCGACGACGGAGAAGGCAGGAGCUGCCGACGGCGAGUGGCCGUACCAGGAACUUACGCACUCGCCUUGCCCCGUCACGCCUGUUGGCACUUCGAAGGACGACAUUGAAGCGGCCGCCUGGAUCUCUCGCGACGUCCUCGUCGCACGCCAUAUCACCAUCCAGAAGGCCUGCGACACCUGGAUCACCGUCGGCGACCUGAACGGCAAAUCGAGCACGUUCAAGGUGACGGGCGUUUGCAGCGGGCCGCUCUGCACCGGCGACAUGGUUGCGCUUCCCAAGUACACGGCGCAGCAAAUUUUCGGCGCAUUCAAUGAGGGCGCGGAGGCGAAGUAUGCGUUGCAGGGCUACUUCUGA
Rhodotorula toruloides NP11 is the source of this 744-nucleotide messenger RNA. RefSeq lists its product as uncharacterized. Lineage: Eukaryota; Fungi; Basidiomycota; Microbotryomycetes; Sporidiobolales; Sporidiobolaceae. The record is from RefSeq and is a predicted model, not a curated record. The coding region runs from base 1 to 744 and encodes 247 amino acids. The transcript is spliced from 2 exons.